Poeciliopsis prolifica (blackstripe livebearer) is the source of this 4264-nucleotide messenger RNA. Its product is annotated as transmembrane protein 121. The coding region runs from base 1295 to 2245 and encodes 316 amino acids. NCBI's taxonomy places the organism in Eukaryota, Metazoa, Chordata, Actinopteri, Cyprinodontiformes, Poeciliidae. The record is from RefSeq and is a predicted model, not a curated record. The transcript has a single exon.
GAAGAGGAAGGUGGCUGCGAGCUGCAGAGCAAAAGAAACCUCAGGAGUGCGUCUGCACGCGGCAGAGGAGUGCUUCUCUCCUCAUUUCAUCCAGAAGGGCUAAGAAGCGCACAGAGACAGGGAAGAGGCGGCUGGGAUGGAGUAACGCUGUGCCGGUGCUGCCGACUGGGGACAGGGUAAUCCACUGACACUGUUGAUCCUGGUGGCUCUGGCAAAAAAAACUUCCAGAGGGAGACAGAGAAGCGGAAAAGCAGCCAGGAUCUCGCCAAGGGGGCAGCAUUUUACUUCGGAAAACGAAGCGUGGCGACAGCAGAAACGCACACAGAGAGACACUCACAAACAACAGAGUGGAAAAAGGACAGCCAGACACCCACUGCAUUUAAACAUCUACUACAACCCUGCAGUUUCUUCUGACUUAACCAAGAAAAUAGGAAAAUGUCUCAUGUUGCCUGUGGAUGAUGAAUAUUAUGGGGAGAAAUUUGUCUUCUAAAACAAGAUUUUUUUCAAACUUUGCUACUUUUUUUAUUUUUUGGAGUUGGGCCUGUAAACCGUCUGAGCACAUCGCAUAUUUCUUCUUAGUUACAGAAACGGAGAGUUUUCUUGAGAUGCCUCCUCCUGAUUCAGAGUAGAAAGUGGAUUAUGACGGCAGUACUUUGCCAUUUCUACUUUGCACCAUAAAGAAAAAAAAAUCCAUCUACGUGUGCUGGAUUUAUGUCUCAGAAGGAGAAGAUCGCAGGCGUUUUCUCUUCUCCUUUGGAUUACCUAUGGGUUUUCUCUCAUGGAUGAUUGCUUGCUGCCAGUUAUUAAGAAAAAGUAUGAAAAGGGGCAAGUGAGUAUUGGGCUAGAUUUUUUUCCCUCUAAAUCUUAAGCUCGAGUCCAAAUAAUGGAUGGCUCUGGUGAAAGCACAAUGAUGCAGCUUUUGUCUCAUCUAAUAACACAAAUUGAAACCCACUGAUUGAACAGUUAUGUUUAACAAAUGAUGAUUAAGGUGUAAAAGGUAUGCACAUCUUGACACCUAUUAAUUCAUUUGAGAAGUUGUCUUGGAUGUUUACACACCAUUUGCCAAUGAGCAUAAUUUACUAAAUGAGGGGUGCUGUCUACCCGGCAGGUGGCUUGGGCACAAAUAGAGAUUGAUUGAAGUGAUCUCUGGGAAUCCAAUUAAUGUAUCCUGGAUUCUUUCCAAGACAGAAGCAAUGGAGGGGAAAACCACCAUCUAGUUUAAACUGAGAAACCUCUGCACUCCCCAGUCAGCAACUGUCCUCCUCUUUUCCCACCACCUUCAACCCGGGCAAGGAUGGUACCCCCACCCCCCACCAACAAGCCCCACGUUUGCCUUUCCACCAUUCUUAUCAUGAGCAGCAUGGCAUUAAUUGAUGCCUACCUGGUAGAGCAGAACCAUGGACCCCGCAAGAUUGGCAUCUGCAUCAUGGUGAUGGUGGGAGACAUCUGUUUUUUGAUUGUGCUCCGAUACGUGGCAGUGUGGGUGGGCGCUGAGGUGCGGACUGCCAAACGAGGCUAUGCCAUGAUCCUUUGGUUUCUCUACAUCUUUGUGCUCGAGAUAAAAGUCUACUUUGUGUAUCAGAACUACAAAGCAGACAGGAAGAGCUUGGACGCUCUCGCGAGGAAAGCUUUGACGUUGUUGCUGUCCAUUUGCAUUCCAGUGCUGUUCAUUGUGCUGGUAGCUAUCGACCACAUGGAGUACGUCAGGGCUUUCAAGAAACGGGAGGAGAUUCGCAAUCGCCUCUUCUGGGUAGUGGUGGACUUGCUGGACAUACUGGACAUCCAAGCUAACCUAUGGGAGCCUCAGAAGAAAGGGCUUCCUCUGUGGGCAGAAGGCCUCAUGUUCUUCUACUGCUACAUCCUGCUCCUUGUGCUGCCCUGUGUGUCUUUGAGCGAAAUCAGCAUGCAGGGCAUAAACAUUGUCCCCCACAAGAUGCUACUGUACCCCAUCCUCAGCCUGGUGACCAUUAACAUUAUCACACUUUUUAUCCGCGGAGGAAACAUGUUUCUGUACAGAGACGCAAGAGUAUCCGGGAUCCUAAUUGGAAAGAACAUAUUGGCCAUCAUCCUAAAGACCUGCAGCUUUGUGCAGUACAGAAGACAGUUGCAGAACGCUCCUCCUGCGUUUGGAGUGGAACUGCAGAAAAACUCAGUUGCACAAGCUCGUCCUGCGCCCACUCCACCUCAAGUGGUCAUGCAGGACCAGACGCCUCUACCCGAAGUGACAACCUGUGAACACACAUGACAUAAUGCAGGGGGUGAGCCCUACGAAAUGUCAAUAUGAGUAAAUGGGACUCUCAGGAUGCUGGCAGGGAGCAGUGUUCCACACCUUUUAGGUCGUGUGAACACUCAUGUGAACACACGGGAGAUCAGGAUCCCUGAUGCUUAAUGGCACACAGGACACUGCAGACAGUGCAGAUAGAGCAGUGCUGUCACAGCUGCAUUACCGAUGACUCAAAGCAUUUCCCAAGGUGAAUUUAAUUACCUGUGUAUUUUUUUCUAAAUGUACUAAGAAAAAAAGAUCUACUGCAAAAACAGAGUAUAUUUUUGAAUUGUGUGUUGCAUUCCAAUUGAAAACCUAAGGGUCUGUGUGCAGUGGCGUGUUUUUCUGUUUCUCAGUUGUUUCUUAGUAGUCGAGGGCUUUACCUUGUCAAAGUGAAACGAGACCCAAUGAGAAAAUCAAAGUAAUGAGGGUAAAAAAAAAAACAGCAGUGAAAGCCCUGUCUCUUAAAAGAAGUGCGUUUUUAUAUGUGGCUCUUUGAUCAAAUACUGUGUAAAAGAUAAAGGCUUUUCUGCUUUCUCACUGGCUGUAAGAGGGUUUUGUCAUAAAAUAAUUUUAAAGUUACUGGUCCAAUGAGUAUAUUUUUUUUUAAAGAAAUUAUUUAGUGGAUGCCAAAUUUGUGACCAGUGUUAGGAGAAAAAUAAUGAGAUAAUCCAUUCUGUCCAGGUGAGAAGCUUACAUCCAUCCAUGAGGGACUCAAAUGUAAUUAUAGCUUCUUAGUCAUAAAUUUGAAUUUGUUCUUUUUCCAGUGUGAGAUGAUUGAACAACUAACUACCGUAAAAAGUUAGAACUGGUUGCACAAAUUUGAGUGUAACAUACAUAUUUUCUAGUUUACAGAAUCUAAAUUAUGCAUAAUAUUCGGACAGAUUUCCAUUAGCAAACUGUAUAUUAAACAGAGACAACACACUUACAAAAAAGACGCAUAUUAAGGUACUUUUUGUAUCUGAACUAUUAAGAUUUCUUGAGAGGGCCUGAAGAAAUCGUGGGUUUUAUAUAUAUUCACUUGUGACUAUGCUCCUUAACCUCGAUACAUACCAGUGGUUCACUGUAUAGUUUGUGCUUCUUUAUGAAGGUCAUGCAAAAGUGCAUCAAGCAAAUCACAUUGACAUGCAGCUUCUUGUUAGUAGCGUUGAUGUCCUUCAAAAAAACACCUUGUGCUAAAACAUCACUUAUGACCAUAAAUAUUAACACAGUGUACAGAGUGUGAUGCUCCGCACAUGCAGGUCACUUCUGUGCCACAGGUUGUUCAAACUGGCAUCUUAACAACAAAAAAAAUUGUCUCAUCAAAAUAUUUAAUUAAUCAACACCUGACCAAUUGAAAUAAGUUGAAUUGGUUGGAUAUCCAAACAAAUUAAAGCAAGAAGUCUGUUGAUCAUUUCCAAAAGUCUGUGGUCAAGGUGCAACUUUCCUACAGACAUUUAAAUAAACAUUAGCGGGGUGUAUGAAUAUAUUUGAGCCUGAACGGUGAAUUUUAACAUGGAAAAAAACAAAGCAAAUAUACAUUUACACUUUUGCUUAAUCAUUUCACUCUGAAAAAGAACAAUUGCAACACGUAAAGUUUUCUUUCACAAAUGUAAAUUGUCUUUGAGUUUUAUAUUUUGCAGGGUAAUUUCUGAUAACGGAAACAUUUAGGUUUAACUCUGUGUAUGCUAUGAACAGUUUGAUCAAUGCAAAUAAUGACCAUAUUGCCAUUUCUUUGAGAUUAAAUGCAUUGCCAAGAAACACCGCCGCAGGAGGGUAAAUGAAUCCUAAAUAAGAAAGCCUGUUUAAUAUCCACCUCAGGCUCCCAGUGACUAUCUGAGCUUGUGCUUAGUGCCAACAGCGGUUGUAAGCACUGUCAUUCUGUUCCUCGCACAAAAGGACAAAAUAGAUACUUUGGUGAAGUGAUGUGAAUCCACAAAAAACAGCCAAGCACACGUCUUGUCUUGAUAUGACAAAUCUAGCUCUUUCACAAGCUCUUUUCCCACCCACACCACCAGUUGA